AUGUCUUCGUUGAGUCAUGGCCAACAGAAUAAUGACGAUUAUCAAGCAGGCACCCGUGUUUUUGAUACUAAUUCAUUAUUUCAAUGUCCAUUAUGUAGAAAAAACUUUCAAGAUCCACGUAUACUCUGCUCAAAUGGGCAUACAUUCUGUUUGUAUUGUGUUCAACAUGUUCUACCAGAUGAUGGCAUUCUUAAAUGUCCUAUUUGUAAAGAAUCACGUCACUUCGAUAGUGUUAACGACAUGGAACAAUUACAAAAAAACUACACGUUACAAACACUGAAACGUGCUGAACAUCAUCGUAUGGCACCAUUAGGUAUAUGUGAACUGUGUAAUAAAAAAUCUGCCUAUGGUCGAUGUUUUCAUUGUCGUUCAUUAGCUUGUUUUAAGUGCAUGAACGAACACGAGCAAAAUAUAGUUUAUGAACAAACAAAAGAAUACACUGAUUUAGUUAAAAUACGCGAUAAACUCAAUGAAAAUAUAUCUCAAUGGGACAAGAAAUUAAUUGAAUCAAAACAUAAUAUUCGUACAGCGAUACAAGCUGAUAAAGAAAAACAAAUUAAAAAAAUUGAAGAUCUUGAACAAGCACUAUAUGCUCAAUUAGAUGAUCUUUGUCAAAAUUAUUCAACGGCAAAAAAUAUUAAAUUACAAAACAUAAAAAUCGACGUUGAAAAAGAAUCUAAGACACUAGAUCAAAUUGAUCCAAAAAAUUGGAGCAUAUCCGAUCGUAUACAUUCAAGUCAAUACUGGCUUAAUUUACAACGAAACUUCGACGAACAAUCAAUCGAUUUUAUUUACAAAUCUACUAGUUUAUCUCCGGUUAAUCAUUCGUAUCUUGGUGAAAUUCAUCUUAAACCAUCAAAUCAAGAAAAUCAAUCCUUACAACAAUACAAAUCUAGUACGUUCGAUGAUCAUCUUCGUUUAAUUCCAUGCGAUCAAUUUGUAGGAAGACAACAUAUUAUUAAGACCAAAAAAGAUUCUAAAGCACUCUUCAAUCAAUCACCAAAAAUACAUCGUAAAAAUGAAAACAAUAAUCAAGCUAAACAAGGCGAAAAUAAUGAAUUCACUACACGACGAAUGUUUCGAACUGGUAAUCGUCAACAACACAUAUCCAAUGAAGCCGAUCAACAACUAGAAGAUAAUACACCAUUGACACCACGAAUGCCUAUUGCACCAAUACAUCUUGAAGAUUACAGUAAAAAAGCAACACAAAUUCUAACAGGUCCAAACGAAGCCGAUAAAUUUCUUGCACCGAAAGCAAUUGCUAUGACAGAUACGAACCAAUUGAUUAUUGCUGAUACGAAAAAACAUCGUAUUAUAAUUUAUGAUUUAAAUUUAAAAACAAUGCGCGGUAUAAAAGGUUUUCUUUUUCCCGAUGGCCUUUGCUUAGCUAAAGAACAAUAUAUUAUUAUAACUGACCGUCAUCGAAUAUCGAAAUAUGAUUGGUUUUAUGGGAAAAUGGUUAGUUUUAUUGGAAGCAAAAACGAAGGUUGUACUCGCUCAUCAUUUUCAUGGCCAAAAGGAGUAGCAAUCGAUAACAACUAUGUAUACGUAUGCGACUCUUAUAAUUCACGGAUGAUUGCACUUACUCAUCAAAUGCGCUAUGAAAAUGAAUGGUUGGUUAUGAGAGGUACAAAAAAACUUGACCCACAAUAUAUUUCAAUAUCGACUGGUCUGCUCUUUGUAACUGCCUGGCAACGUAUCAAACCUGAAUCAUGCGCAUAUAAUGCUGGCUGCAUCAUCGUUUAUAGUACAGAUGGUAGUGCUCAAAGAUGUAUCGAUACAGAUAUUCAAUCGUGUCUUAAUUUAAGUAUUCCGGAAGGUAUCGUAUGUGAUAGUGCAAAUCAAUUGAUUUUAGCUGAUCGGCAUACAUCCAAAAUCUUAUCAAUGAAUAAUGAUAAUCAACAAUCAGUCAUUCAUUUUCAUGGCGAUAAAAUGAAAGCACCACAUUAUGUCUGUUUUUCUAGUGAUCAAAAUACCAUGAUUGUUUCCGAUAUCGGAAAUAAUACGGUACAGUUUUAUGAAAAACAAAGUCAAUAA
Rotaria socialis is the source of this 2037-nucleotide messenger RNA. Lineage: Eukaryota; Metazoa; Rotifera; Eurotatoria; Philodinida; Philodinidae. The record is from the annotation of a GenBank genome assembly.